Molecule: messenger RNA, 2128 nt
Organism: Protobothrops mucrosquamatus (brown spotted pit viper)
Lineage: Eukaryota; Metazoa; Chordata; Lepidosauria; Squamata; Viperidae
Product: ras-interacting protein 1
Exons: 9
Coding region: 1-1755 (584 amino acids)
Biological process (GO): angiogenesis; negative regulation of Rho protein signal transduction; regulation of GTPase activity
Cellular component (GO): cell-cell junction
Molecular function (GO): GTPase binding
Source: RefSeq, a predicted model, not a curated record
AUGAACAAUGCAGAAUGCGGAUUUGGUAAAAGAGAACAGGAGUUUGUCAUCCACGUGAUGACACGUCACCGCCACAUCUUUGGACGCCCCGAACGUCGCCCAGCUCCAGACCAAUCGAGCUUUGUGGACACCUUCCUGAAUGCCCCCGACAUCUUGCCGCAGCACUGCUGUGUGGUAUCCUCGGUGCCCCCUGCUGAUCCCAGCCAGCCCCGGAGUUCAGCCAUGGUGCGGCCUUUCCGGGGAGCCUCUAUCACCCACAAUGGCGCCCCGCUCCAUCGCCAGGUGGAGUUGGCUCCUGGAGACUUGCUUGGCAUGGGGCAGUACUUCCUCUUCAUGUACAAAGAUCCACGAGCUGCCACUGCUCCUCCGGCUUGGCUGCCCAAAGCCUGGAUGUCUCCAGGGCUGGUGGGGGCCUUGGCUUGCCAGGCCUGUGGCCGGUCCCUGCAGGAGCGGCAGGAGGCAUUCCGGGCCUAUCUCAAGAGCCGAGAACCUCAGCUCCGCUACCGCCCCCAGGAACAGGAAGCGCUUUUGGCUGAAAUUGUGCGGCUGCAGGAAACAUCCACUUGCAGGCUGGGACCCGCCUUCCUCUUUGGGCUCUGCCUGGAGCACGCUGCUCGGGAGCUGGAGCCAGGGCAUCUGCCCAGGUUGAUAGCCAGGAUCGCUCAGCUGGUGAAGGAAGCUGUUUGGGGCAAGAUCAAAGAAAUCAGAGAUCGACAACCAGAAAACCAGCAAGACAAAGGAGAAGCAGGAAACCUCAGCAUUGAGGAAGUGGCAGCUGACCUGCGCCCCCUCAUGCUGUGGAUGGCUAAUUUGAUGGAGCUACUCAACUUAGUGCAAAAAAGAGUCCUAGACAUUGAGAAAGAUCUGGAUUUGGAAGGAGUUUCACACAAUGCAUUGCUCUCCAGUGACCUGGAGACCUGUGAUGAAGCCAUGGCUGUCUUAGAUGAAGUCAUCAUGUCCACAUUCCAGCAAUGUGUGUACUACCUCACUAAGACUCUAUACUCAGCCCUUCCUGUCUUGCUAGACAGUAACCCCUUCACAGCCACCACUGACCUGUCGCAUGUGCCUGAGCUGAGCAGCAUGCCGGAGGGAAUCCGAGGGACCCUGGCCAUCUACCAGGCAACACUUGAACUCACCCGUGACUGUGACUUGCACCCUGACCUUGUUUCACAGACCUUUGGAUACCUCUUCUUCUUCUCCAAUGCUUCGCUCUUCAACACCAUCAUGGAAAGAGGUGGCUCCCAGUCUCUCUUCCAGUGGGCCAAGGCGGUGCAGAUCCGAACCAACCUGGACCUCGUCCUGGACUGGCUGCAAGGAGUUGGCCUGGGGGACAUCGCCACAGAAUUCUUCCGCAAGCUCAGCAACACAGCCAACCUGUUGUGCAUGCCCAAAAGCAGCUUGCUUCAGGCAUCCUGGUCCUGCCUAAGAAAUGAUUAUCCAGCGCUAACACCAGCCCAGCUCCAACAUGUGCUCAGAAAUUACCAACUGGGGCCAGGCCGUGCAUCUCCUGAAUGCUGGAACCCACCUGACAAGGAGCGAGACGAGAUGGCACAAAGUGAUAUAUUUGAGAGUUUCACCGACCAUCCACCCCUUAUUCUUCCAUGUGAUGGCUUCCACUUGCAUCUGUCAGAGCCCGUGCUAGAUGACACUCUGCAUCGCCAACUGGUGCGCUUGCGCCGUUUUCUUUGGGAGCUGGAGCGUGAAUCUCUCCCAGCCAAUCAAAGAGCAGUAUAUGGGCUGGAUCCCAGCCAAUGAAAAGAGGCACCAAUGCCAACAUUCAAGAUGGUGCCUUGACCUCGAGAAGCUCUUUUCACAACAGACUCUGUUGGGUCAGGCUGGAUAUUAGAAAACCUCGAUCCAAUUCUGGGAAAUGCAGAAUCACCUGAAAUAGCUCUUAUUUCUUUGCAAGCAGAAUGGUCUGGGAAGAUCAGCGGUUGCCCUGGUAUCCGAGGUCAGAAAGAAUAAAUUCUUUGGCUUCUGUUCCAACUUUGCAGCCAUGCCAUCGGGUGGCAGGUGCUGACUUCAAGAAACAAUCUGGAUAUGUCUUUGAAAGAGGACCCACCUCAACACUGGGUUAUUAUUUUUCGCCUCAGGUAAUACAGUUUGUAGCAAACUAUGUAUUCUUCUU